AUGAAGUGCAAGACAAACCAACUCAUUCGCAAACCGCUCGGCAACAUCAGUUCUACCUUCGAAUACCAGCGAGACAUACUCAAAAUGUCGACUUAUAAAGAGGACCCCUAUGCGGAUGAGAUCCUGCAGCUACUCAGCUUUCCCGAGGAACAGAUGCCUUCUCAUCAGAUCGACCCAAUGAUGUUACUCUCGCAGCCUGUCGUUGAAACUCCCUCGGACUCGACUGUCAAAAUGAAAGCCAGCAACCCCAGCACCACUGAAUCGACUCAUUGCGUACCAAACAAAUCGAACCACUCGGAUCAGAAUGUCAACGCAGUCACAGCUGAAACUUCCACAGACAAAGCGGUCCAAAACUUGUUCCUCGUCAUCUCCGCUCGGAUUCAUACCUUGGAGCUGAUUUCAAACUGGAUUCAUCAGAAUCAAGCGGCCCAAGCCGAAAAGAUAACGAAACUGGAUGGUAAACUGGCUGUGAUCAUGGAAACGGUGAACCAAAUCAGCAACGAUGUUCAGGCUCAGGGAUCUCUUUGCCAGUACUGCGGAUCAUCUGACCUCGAUGAAGAUAUGAGCGAAGAGGAUAUCAGCGAUCUGGAUCUGGGUCCCUCAGGCUUCACGUGGUGA
Messenger RNA from Verticillium nonalfalfae, 618 nucleotides. RefSeq lists its product as uncharacterized. The transcript has 2 exons. The coding region runs from base 1 to 618 and encodes 205 amino acids. Lineage: Eukaryota; Fungi; Ascomycota; Sordariomycetes; Glomerellales; Plectosphaerellaceae. The record is from RefSeq and is a predicted model, not a curated record.